Molecule: messenger RNA, 1258 nt
Organism: Exophiala oligosperma
Lineage: Eukaryota; Fungi; Ascomycota; Eurotiomycetes; Chaetothyriales; Herpotrichiellaceae
Product: eukaryotic translation initiation factor 3 subunit K
Exons: 2
Coding region: 57-785 (242 amino acids)
Biological process (GO): regulation of translational initiation
Cellular component (GO): eukaryotic translation initiation factor 3 complex; cytoplasm
Molecular function (GO): translation initiation factor activity; ribosome binding
Source: RefSeq, a predicted model, not a curated record
CAGCAACCAACCUUUUCCUGAUCCGCAACCCCAGAUCAUCGUCGCAGUCCUUCAAGAUGCCGCAGGGUCUCGAUAAAUGCAAAGAACGGCCAGAGAACAUCGAUAACAUCCUCAAUGGCCUGGAUCGAUACAACCCCGAAACAACCACCACUUUCCAAGAAUAUAUUGCCCAACAAUGCGAGGAGAAGUUUUUCGACUCGUAUGCGUCGCUGGCGCUCUUGAAACUGUACCAAUUCAAUCCUCAACUUCUGCACCCUGAAACCGUCACCAACAUCCUCGUCAAGGCAUUGACCGUCUUUCCUUCGCCCGCUUUCUCCCUUUGCCUCGCCCUCCUCCCACCCUCGACCAUACCAUAUCAACCAGGAAACACAUCUAUCCCGACCACCGACUUUACCGAGUCAAUACAAAAACUCACAAAACUCAACACGUUACUCGAAUCUGCACAGUAUGACGCAUUCUGGUCAACGCUAGAAUCGGACGACUUGUACGCAGACUUAUAUGCAGAUGUAGCUGGCUUUGAAGACCUUGUCAGGAUACGGAUUGCGGGUGAAGUUGGAAAGACGUUCCGACAGAUUGACUUGAGCGUAUUGAGCAGCUGGCUGAAUCUUCGUGGAGAAGCGUUGGUGAAAUUUGCCCAGACAGCCUGUGGGUGGAGGGUCAGCGGCCAGCAGGUGGAAAUACCAGCCAACGCCGAGAACGAGGCCAAGAGUGAGAUCAAGGGUGAAAGAGUCGGAGUGGACAUGUUUGGAAGAGUCUUUAGAAGAGGUUACGAAGCUCCGGCAUGAUAUACCGUUCAGGCACAAGAAGGAUGGGGAUAGGCGUACGGCGCAAAAUGCAUGUGAGCUUCCGUAUUUCGACAAUGAGCGGAAUAUGCAGACUCGGUCAAGGUAUGGAACGAGGUUGAUGAGGUCUGAUGAUCAUACGAUUCCUCAUGAUCACCAUCAUUCCGCUGUUUGAUGAGAUGGAUGAAAUUGACCAUGUUAGGGCUGUGCUUCUCGCGGGGCUCACCCGAAAAGGUGAUCGAGGUUAUCACUGGCCAUGGAAAUGCCACAAUGGAGAUGGAAAUGGAGAAUAGAUACAAAUGGCUUCUGCUUGUGCGAGCCAAAAAAGCUCGAGAUCCAGAACUUUGACCCAAGCAAAUGGUUGAAAAAAGUGCCAACAAUGAUGAGAUCUUGAAUCUUAAGGUUAUGAGUGUCUGUAUCUAUUUCUAAGCACCUGUAAAAGAUACCGACCAUACAUCAGACACCUUCAUGCCUCC